AACCCUACAAUAAAGUCUAUUAUAUAUAAGGCCUUGCUAUUUUUCAAGUUGUGUUGUUAGUAUUUCUGUAACAAGACAGCACGAAGACAAUGCUGACCCUAACUCUGUUGACCGUCGUAGCCCUCGGGCUGGUGGGUGCCAGACCUGCAGAUAACGAAAAAAAAAGCACGGACUGGUCAAAGCCCCGCUGUGGUCAAAACGCCUAUGGUCAAAGCACCCUUUGUCCAAGCAAAAAAAACUUUGACUGGUCGGCUAUUCUACAACAGGUUCCACAAGUAACAGUUGUAUCGAAAAAAAACAUUGACUGGUCGGCUCUUCUCCAACUUCCACAAGUACCAAUUGUAUCGAAAAAAGAACUUGACUGGUCGGCUAUUCUACAACAGGUUCCUACUACUCCAUUUCUUUUAUCGAAAAAAGAAUUUGACUGGUCUGCUAUUCUACAACAGCUUCCUACCACUCCAUUUCUAGCUUUAUCGAAAAAAAACAUUGACUGGGCGACUCUUCUCCAGUUUCCACAAGGACCAAUUAUAUCGAAAAAAAACUUUGACUGGUCUGCUAUUCUACAACAGCUUCCACAAGUAACAGUUGUAUCGAAAAAAAACACCGACUGGUCUGCGAUUCUACAACAGAUUCAACCUCAAGUAUUUUUGUCGAGAAAAUGCACGAACUUUAUGGAUCUUCUACCAAAUCUGCAAAUAUCGAAAAAAAACAUCGACUGGUCGGCUCUUCUACCACAGCUGCAAAUAUCGAAAAAAUGCUCGGACUGGUCGUCUCUUCUACAACAACCUCAAAUAUCGAGACGAGGCUAUUUUGACAAUUUGACACCAGAGCAGAUUCAACAGCUUUCACAGAUGAUCCUAAGUUCAUCGAGACGAGGUUUUAUUGACAACUUCACACCAGAGCUGCUUCAACAGCUUUCACAGCUCCAAGCUAUAUCGAAACGGAACUUCCCCCUCACUCCAUUAACCUUGACCCCGGAGCAGCUUCAACUGCUUCAACAGUCCAUGAUGUUUUCGCGCACGCUAUGAGAUAUCUUGAAAUCUUUCGCAAAGUUUGGACAGUGAAUGUAACUCAACGCUUCGAUGGGAAACCACACUAUGUCUGACGAUUGUAAAAGAAAAAGUCAACAGUUGCGUUUCAAGAAAAUAAAUAAUCGAACACAUAAA
This is a messenger RNA of Physella acuta, 1166 nucleotides long. RefSeq lists its product as uncharacterized. Lineage: Eukaryota; Metazoa; Mollusca; Gastropoda; Physidae. The record is from RefSeq and is a predicted model, not a curated record.